Messenger RNA from Rotaria sp. Silwood1, 1065 nucleotides. The record is from the annotation of a GenBank genome assembly. Lineage: Eukaryota; Metazoa; Rotifera; Eurotatoria; Philodinida; Philodinidae.
AUGAAAAGUAGUACAAACAAGACAUCAUCAUCAACAACAAAUUCUAUUUCAAUGGUUUCAACAACAAAUGAUGAUUUAAAAGCAAUUCAUUCAAUAGAAGCUAUUCUAGGUAUUAAACAUUACGAUAGUCAUCAUCAUCAUCAUCAUCAUCAUCAACAACAACAGCAGCAACAAUAUUUAUUUCCUUCUUCACAUCUUAUACCAUCAUCAAAAUUUAAUCAACAAAAAUUUUCAAAUAAAAAACGAAUUUCUAAUGAAUCUUAUCCUGAUAGUAAAGCAAUGCGUCGUAUGAAUAAUGAAAUUGAUACAUUGAGUACAAGUAAAAGUAAUGGUAAUUCAGAAGAUGAUAUUGAAGAUUUAGAUGAUGAUAAUGAUAGUGAUGAUCGUUUAUUAUCAAAUCAACAACAUAAUUCAAAAAAGAAACAUCGUCGAAAUCGUACAACAUUUACAACAUUUCAAUUACAUGAAUUAGAACGAGCUUUUGAAAAAUCUCAUUAUCCUGAUGUAUACAAUCGAGAAGAAUUAGCAGGCAAAAUUAGUUUACCAGAAGUACGAGUACAAGUUUGGUUUCAAAAUCGUCGUGCUAAAUGGCGUCGACAAGAAAAAGCUGAAGCAAGUACAUUAAAAAUAAAUCCUGAUUUUCCAAUGUCAAGUUUUCCACCAACAUCUCGACCAACAACAAAUCCAUCAUCAUCAUCACCUAUUUCAUCAACACUACCAUUAGAUCCAUGGCUUGUUUCACCAUUUACAACAUCAACAUCAACAUUUUCUACAAAUACAAAUGGAACACAUAAUCCAAAUAAUGUUACAUUUUUUCCAACAAAUUGUAAUGUAUCAUCACUUUAUUCAUCAUCAACAUACCCAACAUCACCACCAUUUCAUCAUUCAUACGGUUCAUUUUGUUCGGAUACAAAUGAAAUAAUUAAUGAAACAACAAAUUUAAAUCCGACUAAUAAUGCUAAUUCAAUUGCUCAUUUACGUAUUAAAGCAAAAGAAUAUAUGAGUGCCAUUAUUGGAACAACAAAUAAUACAAAAAAUCAUCUUAUAUGGCCUCAAGGUGUAUAA